CCAUCGAAUCUGGCAUAAUGUUUCAUAAUAAACACUAAUUAUAUCCACACUCUCUAACGCGUCCAUAUGCAGAGUGGAGGCACAAUACUGGGGUCAAGCGAUACUAUACAUUUCGGCUAAAUUCGUUGAGUGGGAACUUUUAGCAUUAGCUAGGCUAGCUAACGUGCGAACGUUACGUGGCUUAAAACAGAUAGCUACUAGAUAGUUUAGCUAGUUAACUAACUACAGUGUUUACUAGUUAGGGGGUGCUGCGGCGACAAGCAUCCUCUGCCAAGUUGGCACGUCAGGCAUGCUAUCUUUCAGUGACAAACAUGUUUUCUUAUUUACUUGUUCGUAUAGCUACUCAACUAGCUGCGAAUGCUUGUUUGUUUGACACGUUGUCGCAGGUUGUGCUUGGUCAACAUGAGAUUACACCUUGACCUCGCCAAGACUGACCAUGAAGAGAAGUCGGCAUCCAAGCAGCAGUGAAGAAGACUCUGAUAAUGGAAGUAACUCCACUUCCUGGUCCCAACAUUCUCAACCCAGGAGAGCCAAUUGGAAGAAGCCCUCAGAAGUGUUCAGGACAGACUUCAUCACGGCCAUGAAGCUCCAUGACACGUACCAACUGAACCCUGAGGAUUACUACGUCCUGGCCGACCCCUGGAGACAGGAGUGGGAGAAGGGAGUCCAGGUCCCUGUCAGCCCUCACACCAUCCCCCAGCCUGUAGCCCGGGGAGUGGCUGAGCGGGGGAUGGAGGUGAUGUUCUCGACGCCUAAAAAGUGGAUCCGUUCGGGGUGUUCAGGGGCGCUGGGGUACGUGGACAUCCAGACCCUGGCUGAGGGGACGUGUCGUUACGACCUCAACGACACUGACGUGUCCUGGCUGGAGCUCAUCAACCAGCAGUUCACUCUGAUGGGCAUGGUGCUGCUGGACGAGAUGACCAUGGAGAGAGUGAUGGAGGAGUUUGAGAGGCGUUGCUAUGACAGAAUGAGCCAUGCCAUGGCAACGGAGGAGGGGCUUGGCAUGGAGUACGACGAGGAUGUGGUGUGUGACAUCUGUCGGUCACCUGACAGCGAGGACAACAACGAGAUGGUUUUCUGUGACAAGUGCAACAUCUGUGUUCACCAGGCGUGUUAUGGGAUUCUGAAGGUGCCAAAGGGAAGCUGGCUGUGUCGGACCUGUGACCUCGGCAUCUCGCCAAAAUGCCAACUCUGCCCCAAGAAGGGUGGGGCCAUGAAACCCACUCGCAGCGGAACAAAGUGGGUUCACGUCAGCUGUGCCCUGUGGAUCCCCGAGGUGAGCAUUGGGAACCCAGAGAAGAUGGAGCCGAUCACCAACAUGUCCCACAUCCCUAGUAACAGAUGGGCUCUGACCUGCUGUCUCUGUAAAGACCAGACUGGAGCCUGUAUACAGUGUUCAGCAAAGAGCUGUCGGACAGCAUUCCAUGUGAGCUGUGCCUUACAGAGCAGCCUGGAGAUGAACACCAUCCUGACAGAGCAGGAUGAGGUCAAGUUCAAAUCCUUUUGCCCCAAACACUCUGGUCUGAAGGGAGGACAGGACGGAGAGGGGGAGGAGGGAAAGGAGGGGACCAGAGACAAGAAGUGGCGGAAGAGUGACAGAGUCAGACGUGAUGAAGUUCCACCCCCCGUCCCAGCCCCCCAGGAGGAGAGCAGGGUGAACCAGCAGGCGGUGAACCUGCGUCAGAUCAAACUGCAGCAGCUGGAGGAGCAGUUCUACCAGUUUGUUGACGUUAAGGAGGUAGCCAAUCACCUGCAGUUGCCCCAGGAAACAGUAGACUUCCUGUAUCAGUACUGGAAGCUGAAGCGCCGAGCCAAUCACAGCCAGCCAUUGCUGACCCCCCAGAAGGAGGAGGAGGAGAGUCUGGCUAGGAGAGAGCAUGAUGUCCUCCUUCACCGCCUACAGCUGUUCACUCACCUCCGCCAGGAUCUGGAGAGGGCGCGUAACCUGACCUACAUGGUGACGCGGAGGGAGAAGAUAAAGAGGACUCUGUGGAGGAUCCAGGAACAGAUCUUCACUCAUCAGGCCGAGUUGCUGGACCAUGAGAUCAUCAACGGUACGUCACGGGUAGGAUUAGGCUGGUUGUCACGGGUAGGAUUAGGCUGGUUGUCACGGGUAGGAUUAGGCUGGUUGUCACGGGUAGGAUUAGGCUGGUUGUCACGGGUAGGAUUAGACUGGUUGUCACGGGUAGGAUUAGGCUGGUUGUCACGGGUAGGAUUAGGCUGGUUGUCACGGGUAGGAUUAGGCUGGUUGUCACGGGUAGGAUUAGGCUGGUUGUCACGGGUAGGAUUAGGCUGGUUGUCGCGGGUAGGUUUAGGCUGGUUGUCGCGGGUAGGAUUAGGCUGGUUGUCGCGGGUAGGAUUAGGCUGGUUGUCGCGGGUAGGAUUAGGCUGGUUGUCGCGGGUAGGAUUAGGCUGGUUGUCGCGGGUAGGAUUAGGCUGGUUGUCGCGGGUAGGAUUAGGCUGGUUGUCGCGGGUAGGAUUAGGCUGGUUGUCGCGGGUAGGAUUAGGCUGGUUGUCGCGGGUAGGAUUAGGCUGGUUGUCGCGGGUAGGAUUAGGCUGGUACUUUGUGGUUAGGAUUAGGCUGGUACUUUGUGGUUAGGAUUAGGCUGGUACUUUGUGGUUAGGAUUAGGCUGGUACUUUGUGGUUAGGAUUAGGCUGGUAGUCGUGGUUAGGAUUAGGCUGGUAGUCGUGGUUAGGAUUAGGCUGGUAGUCGUGGUUAGGAUUAGGCUGGUAGUCGUGGUUAGGAUUAGGCUGGUAGUCGUGGUUAGGAUUAGGCUGGUAGUCGUGGUUAGGAUUAGGCUGGUAGUCGUGGUUAGGAUUAGGCUGGUAGUCGUGGUUAGGAUUAGGCUGGUAGUCGUGGUUAGGAUUAGGCUGGUAGUCGUGGUUAGGAUUAGGCUGGUAGUCGUGGUUAGGAUUAGGCUGGUAGUCGUGGUUAGGAUUAGGCUGGUAGUCGUGGUUAGGAUUAGGCUGGUAGUCGUGGUUAGGAUUAGGCUGGUAGUCGUGGUUAGGAUUAGGCUGGUAGUCGUGGUUAGGAUUAGGCUGGUAGUCGUGGUUAGGAUUAGGCUGGUAGUCGUGGUUAGGAUUAGGCUGGUAGUCGUGGUUAGGAUUAGGCUGGUAGUCGUGGGUAGGAUUAGGCUGGUUGUCACGGGUAGGAUUAGGCUGGCAGCCGUGGGUAGGAUUAGGCUGGCAGCCGUGGGUAGGAUUAGGCUGGCAGUCGUGGGUAGGAUGAGGCUGGCAGUCGUGGGUAGGAUGAGGCUGUUACGUCGUGGUUAGGAUGAGGCUGUUACGUCAGUGGUUAGGAUGAGGCUGGUACGUCAGUGGUUAGGAUGAGGCUGGUACGUCAGUGGUUAGGAUGAGGCUGGUACGUAAGUGGUUAGGAUGAGGCUGGUACGUAAGUGGUUAGGAUUAGGCUGGUACGUAAGUGGUUAGGAUGAGGCUGGUACGUAAGUGGUUAGGAUGAGGCUGGUACGUAAGUGGUUAGGAUGAGGCUGGUACGUAAGUGGUUAGGAAAAAAAUUGUAGACCUCCAAGUCUGGUUCAUCCUUGGGAGCAAUUUCCAAACAUCUGAAGGUACCACGUUCAUCUGUACAAACAAU
Molecule: messenger RNA, 3596 nt
Organism: Oncorhynchus kisutch (coho salmon)
Lineage: Eukaryota; Metazoa; Chordata; Actinopteri; Salmoniformes; Salmonidae
Product: protein Jade-1
Exons: 10
Coding region: 437-2599 (720 amino acids)
Biological process (GO): regulation of transcription by RNA polymerase II
Cellular component (GO): histone acetyltransferase complex
Source: RefSeq, a predicted model, not a curated record